AUGAUUACACUCCUGCGCUUAAUACAGAGCCUCUCGCUCCUGCUGCUGCUCAUCGGAACAGUAACCGCCGAGCACACCUCUAACUGGGCUGUACUCGUCUCUACCUCCCGGUUCUGGUUCAACUACCGUCACCUCGCCAAUGUCCUCUCUCUGUACCGAACGGUCAAGCGACUGGGCAUCCCCGACUCCCAGAUUAUCCUCAUGCUCCCGGAUGAUAUGGCCUGCAACCCUCGAAAUGCUUUCCCCGGGACCGUGUACAGUAACGCAGACCGCGCAGUGGAUCUGUACGGAGACAACAUCGAAGUGGACUACAGGGGCUACGAAGUGACGGUCGAGAAUUUUAUCCGACUCUUGACAGACCGCCUGGAUGAGGAUGUGCCGCGCAGCAAGCGUCUCGGCUCGGAUGCCGGAAGCAAUGUGCUCGUCUACAUGACCGGUCACGGGGGGGACCAGUUCCUCAAGUUCCAGGACGCGGAGGAAAUCGGCGCAUGGGACCUUGCCCAUGCGUUCGGACAGAUGUGGGAAAAGAAGCGCUACCAUGAACUGCUGUUCAUGAUCGAUACCUGCCAGGCCAACACGAUGUACACCCACUUCUACUCGCCCAAUAUCGUCGCCACGGGAUCCAGCGAGCUGGACCAGUCUUCGUACUCACACCACGCGGACAACGACGUCGGAGUCGCUGUGAUCGACCGUUGGACUUACUAUGUGCUCGAGUUCCUAGAGACCCAGGUUACGAGCGCCAACUCAAAGUUGAAUCUGGGUGAUUUGUUCGACUCCUACGAUGAAUCGAAGAUUCACUCGCAGCCCGGUGUCCGGUGGGAUCUAUUCCCCGGUGGCGAGUCAGAGGGUCGCCUGCGGACGGUGGUCGAUUUCUUCGGCAACGUGCAGAAUGUCGAGGUUGAGAAUGCUAAUGCGACUGAACCAGGCUCUCUCAAAGAAGAUCUGGCUGAGAUUGCGCGACUGGUUGAGAGGUGGCGCAAGCGCGAUGAGGAAUACUCUGCCAUCCUUGGCAACUCGUCUCAGCAUCGCCGCGAGAACGAGCCUUCGGAGUCUGUGCACUUGGGCUCGAAGAUGACCGAGGGCCCGACCAGAAUGGCCGAGGACAACAGCUGGGGCAAGCGCCUGGUCGGCCUGUCCGUGUUGGGUGCCUGUACUGCUAUCUGGGUCGCUGGAUCGAUUCUUGGCCGUUCAGCCUGA
Messenger RNA from Penicillium cinerascens, 1197 nucleotides. RefSeq names its product GPI-anchored transamidase. Gene Ontology annotation, cellular component: GPI-anchor transamidase complex. Bases 1 to 1197 code for a protein of 398 amino acids. Lineage: Eukaryota; Fungi; Ascomycota; Eurotiomycetes; Eurotiales; Aspergillaceae. The transcript has a single exon. Gene Ontology annotation, molecular function: GPI-anchor transamidase activity. The record is from RefSeq and is a predicted model, not a curated record. Gene Ontology annotation, biological process: proteolysis; attachment of GPI anchor to protein; protein localization to cell surface.